Lampris incognitus (smalleye Pacific opah) is the source of this 711-nucleotide messenger RNA. RefSeq names its product phosducin a (gene pdca). NCBI's taxonomy places the organism in Eukaryota, Metazoa, Chordata, Actinopteri, Lampriformes, Lampridae. The record is from RefSeq and is a predicted model, not a curated record. Gene Ontology annotation, biological process: regulation of G protein-coupled receptor signaling pathway. The transcript is spliced from 5 exons. Bases 1 to 711 code for a protein of 236 amino acids.
AUGUCUGGCCCUGCCGCCGAAGAAGAGGAGCUUCCUGCAAAUCACACAGGUCCUAAAGGUGUAAUCAAUGACUGGCGAAGGUUUAAGUUGGACAGCGUGGAUCAGAGCACCCCUCAGAACAAGAGACAGUUGCUCAGGCAGAUGUCCACCCCACGAGAGGAUGACAAAGAGAGACUGAACAGAAAGAUGAGCGUUCAGGAGUAUGAACUAAUCCAAAACGAGGACGAGCGCUGCUUGAAGCGCUACAGGAAGCAGUGUAUGCAGGAGAUGCACGAGCGCCUGAGUUUCGGGCCAAAGUUUGAGGUCGUCCACGAGCUCGAGAGCGGGGAAGCUUUUCUGGAGGUGAUAGAGAGGGAACAUCGCCUGACCCUGUUGGUGGUUCACAUCUACCAGCCUGGUGUCAAAGGCUGCCGGGAGCUGAACUCCUGUCUGGACUGUCUGGCUGCAGAAUAUUCCAGCGUCAAGUUCUGUCGUAUCGACGCCGUGGCCACGGGCGCCGCUGAGCGCUUCACCCCCGAUGUUCUUCCUGCCCUGCUGGUGUACAAGGCCGGCGAGUUACUGGGCAACUUCCUGUCCAUCGUCAAACACUUCAGAGAGGAGUUCUUCGCUACAGACGUGGAGGCAUUUCUCAAUGAGUACGGCCUGCUGCCUGAGAAGGACUUUGCGGCCUGCCCCGACGAGGAGGAGGAGGAGGAGGAGGAGGUGGAGUAG